GCCAAUAGUACUUGAUCCGUACACUUAAUUUGAUCGGAUCAGAGCACCAUAAAGCACACCUCACAGCUGAGAAGGACAGUGGUCGAUCGAGGGAGUGCAAUAAUCCUAAUGGCGGCCCAUCAGGCUCAGAAGCAAUUGACAGUUCCCACGGAGGCCGAGCUGUUGCAAGCGCAAGCCGACCUUUGGCGCCACAGCCUCUACUACCUCACAUCCAUGGCGUUCCAGUGCGCCGUCAAGCUCGGCAUCCCGACCGCCAUCCACACCCUGGGCGGCGCGGCAUCGUUGCCCGACCUUGUCACCGCGCUGUCCCUUCCGCCCGCCAAGCUGCCUUUCCUCCGCCGCAUCAUGCGCCUCCUGUCCAUGUCCGGCGUCUUCGCCACCACCGACAACACCAGCCAGAAACAAGAAGGGAUCAUCAUCUACCGCCUGACGCCAAUAUCCUACCUCCUCCUGGACGGCGGCGUUAUAGAAGGCCAUCCAAGCCAGACCUCCGUGGUGCUCGCCGCGUCCUCGAGGCACUGCGUCGAGGCCGCCAUGGGGCUCGCCGACUGGUUCAAGGAGGACACCACGGCCACGGGCGCGUCGCCGUUCGAGAACGUCCAUGGCGCGACCCUCUUCCACGAGAGCUUCGCGGAGCUAGACCCUGAGAACGACGUAAUGUUCAACGAAGGCCGGGCGGCGCACGACAACUCUGGCUUCGCCGCCGUGCUGAGGGAGUGCGGCGGCAGCGUGUUUGCGGGGCUCGAGUCGCUCACCGACUGCUGCGGCGGCGACGGCACCGCGGCCAGAGCAGUCGUCGAGGCCUUCCCGCGGAUCAAAUGCACCGUGCUUGACCUUCCCCGGGUGAUCAACAAUGUCUCUGCUACUGCUGCUGAUGGUGGGCUCGUUAACUACGUGGCAGGUGACAUGUUCAAGUUCGUCCCACCCGCUCAAGCCGUCAUGCUCAAGCUUGUGCUGCACCAUUGGAGUGACGAGGACUGUGUGAAGAUCCUGUUCCAGUGCAAGAAGGCCGUUCCUUCGAGAGAGGCCGGAGGGAAGGUGAUCGUUAUCGACAUAGUGGUUGGGUCUUCUUCAGGGCCGACGCUGGAAGCCGAGCUCCUGAUGGAUGUGGCCAUGAUGGUGAUGACCAAAGGCCGGCAGCGGGACGAAAAUGACUGGCGCGAGAUCUUCGUGGAAGCAGGGUUCAGUGACUAUACUGUUGUGAAGAAACUGGGCGCGCGUGGUGUUUUUGAGGCCUACCCGUGAAACAGGCCGGCCCAGAAAUGGAGGAUUGCUGUGCUGUGUGGUUUGGCGCAAAUCAGCAAAUGAUGGGAUCAUCAUCGUGAAUUGUCUGAAUGUGCAGAGGCUCAAAUGGACGUGUUCAAAUAUCGAAAAAGGUGCUCCAUUUGGUGUUAUGCAGAUCUGUAAGACGUCCAUUUGAAGAAGUAUCAAAGCACCCAGCGUGCUUUUAUGUGUGUACCGUGUCAUGUUCACGUUUUUACUCUUCACUUGUAAUUCCUUCUUGGCUUGCAUUUCUCGGUUCGGUCGUACAUGA
This is a messenger RNA of Brachypodium distachyon (stiff brome), 1534 nucleotides long. RefSeq names its product flavonoid O-methyltransferase-like protein Os11g0303600. Lineage: Eukaryota; Viridiplantae; Streptophyta; Magnoliopsida; Poales; Poaceae. Gene Ontology annotation, biological process: methylation. The record is from RefSeq and is a predicted model, not a curated record. Gene Ontology annotation, molecular function: S-adenosylmethionine-dependent methyltransferase activity; O-methyltransferase activity; protein dimerization activity. The coding region runs from base 109 to 1245 and encodes 378 amino acids. The transcript has 2 exons.